Molecule: messenger RNA, 1032 nt
Organism: Leptomonas pyrrhocoris
Lineage: Eukaryota; Euglenozoa; Kinetoplastea; Trypanosomatida; Trypanosomatidae
Exons: 1
Coding region: 94-1032 (312 amino acids)
Source: RefSeq, a predicted model, not a curated record
GCAUCACAGGAACAAUACAACCGUGCCCACAACGCGCAUUACACAGGAGAAUAAUUUCUCAAAGAGUAUCUGUUUCACUGCAAGUUUACCAGCAUGCACACCAUGCAGUUAAGAGUAGCCACACCACUUCUUCUCGUGCUGUGCGUGUUGGUCAGCAGUGUUGGUCUUGAACGCGCGACGGCACGAAAGGAGCUGCCUCUCAACACCGCGUUUCCUCCCGUUGUGCAGGACGCGCUGCGAUGCGAUGUGUGUGCCUUCAUCGUGGCGAACUCGCUGAAUCAUGUGGAGGCGAAGCGGGACGAGCUGCGCGCGAAGCGGCUGGCGCUGCGGGAGGAUGACGUUCUCGAAGAGACGGAAAACUUGUGCAUCCCCUUCAAAGACCAGGGCCAGUGGAUCCGGCAGGUGAGUCUGCAAGUGGCGCCAAAAUCGUCGCAGGAUGCGUCAGAGGGCCAUCAGAUGGAGGUCGGCGUGGUGAACUUCUACGGACGCUGUGGCCGUACCUGCGACACGGUAGCCGCGCUGUGCGAGGAGCUGAUGGACCGCGAUGUCAUGGACGACUUCCCGGGGCAACUACUGAAGGUCUCGAAGGAUGCGAAUAUGGCCGACGAGGCGCACCGCGACGCCGUCUUUCACCAGUUCUGCUACGCGUCAACAUACUGCAAAUUGCACCAGAAGUACGUCGUGGCGCUGGAGAAGGAGCUGCGCACGAACGUGAAUUUGCUGGAGGAGAUGAAGGCGGACAAGCCGCGUCGAAUGAAGAAGGAGGAGCUAGAGAUGGAGACGAUGAUGUACCGCCUCAUGCGCGAGCAGCGGCAAUCGGCGGACGUCUUCUCCCGUGACGAGAUUCGCAAAAUGCAGCAAGCCUUUAUUCACGGUACGAAGGAGGACGUCGCCGCCGUGGACCCCAAAGCGUUCGACCUUUCCGACGAGGAGUUCGUCGCACUGCGAGAGCACAUGCGCGCCGAUGAACGCGUUACAGGCGGCAACCGAAGAGGUCAGAAGCAAGAAGGAGAUGAGGAUGGCGACUUGUAA